AUGGCGUCGUGGCGACAGGUCGGCGUCGGCGGCUCUCGACAAACGACGACGGCGGCAACGAUAGAUGGCGGUAGGGACGGCGUUGCGAGCGAGGAUCGUAGAGCACAGCCUCGCGGCAACGCGAAACGAGAGCACGGCGUCGCGGCGAGAACGCCGAGGAACACAGAGGCGAGGCGAGCGAGGAAAACCUCGCCUCGCCUCUGUGUUCCCCGCGACGCCGUGCUCUGCUCUGUGUCGCCUGCUUUGAAGAAGCGGCUCAUCAUCUCCACUGCACUCAUGGCUAUUGGCAUUGCCAUUGUUACUUGGGUGGCCCUCCCAUCAUCUUUCACUAUUUUCAACUUUGGUGAGCAAAAACAGGUUAAGAACUGGCAGUUGUUUUUCUGUGUGGCAAUUGGGUUAUGGACUGGCUUGGUGAUUGGAUUUGUCACUGAAUACUACACAAGCAACGCCUAUAGUCCGGUUCAAGAUGUUGCUGAUUCAUGUCGAACUGGAGCUGCCACCAAUGUUAUCUUUCGGCUUGCUCUCGGAUACAAAUCUAUCAUCAUUCCCAUUUUCGCAAUCGGCUUCAGUCUUGCUGCCAUGUAUGCUAUGGCUGUUGCUGCAUUAGGCAUGUUGAGCACUAUUGCUACUGGCCUAGCAAUUGAUGCUUAUGGACCCAUCAGUGAAAGUGCUGGAGGUAAUGUCGAGAUGGCUGGAAUGAGUCACAGAAUUCGGGAGAGGACUGAGAAUAAUAUCUACCAUUCCAUUAUCAGAUUCUCAAGAUUUGCUGAAGCAGAGCUUAAGCUUUUCCACUCACAACAUCGAUGACUGUCCACACUUGAU
Zingiber officinale is the source of this 822-nucleotide messenger RNA. RefSeq names its product pyrophosphate-energized vacuolar membrane proton pump-like. Gene Ontology annotation, cellular component: membrane. Gene Ontology annotation, molecular function: diphosphate hydrolysis-driven proton transmembrane transporter activity; inorganic diphosphate phosphatase activity. The coding region runs from base 1 to 807 and encodes 268 amino acids. The transcript is spliced from 4 exons. The record is from RefSeq and is a predicted model, not a curated record. Gene Ontology annotation, biological process: proton transmembrane transport. NCBI's taxonomy places the organism in Eukaryota, Viridiplantae, Streptophyta, Magnoliopsida, Zingiberales, Zingiberaceae.